AAAAUGCAUUGCAAUGCAUUCUUCGAUCUUGUCCGCUGGAUCAUUGACGAAAGACGUAAAGAAAACAUUUCAGAGCUUUCCAAUCAGACAUGUUUACUUCUGUCCUGUAGAGUGUAGUGUAGAUCAGAUGUACGAGACCUUGGAGUGACUGGCUAGCCAGAGGCUCGCAGUGACCAGGGCAUGUCUCCUGCAAGAAACUUGCUUGGCUCGUCCGUCCCAUCGCUCAAACAGUUUCUUCAUCGGCAACGUGUCAUCCGUCUGUACCGAACACUCUUGAAGACAGCACGGCGAAUUCCGGAUGAAGACUACAGGCGUGAGAUAAGUCGCUGGACAAAGGAAGGCUUUCGUCAAUACCAACAUGAAGCGAACGAGGAUAUUGUGCGUGUCCAGAUGGGCUACGGGGAGAAAUCGCUCAAGGAACUCCAGCAGACUAUUGCGCUAGCAAGAUGACUCCCCCCACCUCCACUCUCCGGUACUGAGGACUGAUAUGACAUUGUGCUAACGUCACUGCCAGAGAGUUAAAAGCUCCUUUAUGGCAUCACGGAGCUGUGGUCAUCAUUCAUCUGCCACUUUGUGUGUAUGACCCAUGCCGGCGUUAGGUUCACUUGUCAGAAGUGCCAACUCAACCCGUGCUUGGUUUCAGCAAGGAGUACCUCUUCCACAAAGGCCACUGAGUCUACAAAGCCCUCAAAACAACUAACAGGGCAAUAUUCCACGCGCUUGUCACUUGUGGAGCAGUCAUGAGCAAUGGUGGUGGUGGUUACCAGUAGCUUCUGCCCUCAUCUAGUGUCUCCGGCGUUCCGUGAUGCAUUCCAAAGCCACGCGCGGCCUGGGCUGACGGUUUGUGUUGGACUUUCGGUCGGUGUUACAGAACCUAAGGCCAUGUCACUGUGACUCUCAUUGACAUGGCCUUAAAAUAACUCUAUCGUAUCAUUUAUUUUUGCUCUUCAUCUCUUUCCCAGCAUCUCGGGCUGUUUGAUACGUACAGAAUAUGGGAAUACAAGUACAUUUUAAAA
This is a messenger RNA of Sycon ciliatum, 1016 nucleotides long. Its product is annotated as LYR motif-containing protein 2-like. Lineage: Eukaryota; Metazoa; Porifera; Calcarea; Leucosolenida; Sycettidae. The transcript has 3 exons. Gene Ontology annotation, cellular component: mitochondrion. The record is from RefSeq and is a predicted model, not a curated record. The coding region runs from base 181 to 450 and encodes 89 amino acids.